AUGGUGGAAGAAACUUUAGAGGUAUUUAUGGAAAAUUUCUCGAUAGUGGGUGAUAUUUUUGAUGACUAUUUGUUGAAUCUUAGAAGGGCCCUACAGAGAUGCGAGGAGGCCAACCUAGUGCUGAAUUGGGAGAAGUGCCAUUUCAUGGUAAAGGACGACAUAGUCCUUGGUCACAAAGUGUCGCAGAAAGGGAUUGAGGCCGACAAGCUUUUGGAGAAGGAGGUGAAAUUUGUCUUUGAUGAGGCAUGUCUCAAAGCCUUUGAGUGCCUAAAGGAAAAGCUUAUUUCAGCACCAGUGAUCAUUGGCCCAGACUGGGCAGAGCCAUUUGAGAAGUGCAACAAGAUGCUCCAUCCAAUUUACUAUGCUAGUAAGUCACUGAAUGGGGCAUACCGAAGCUACACAGUCACUGAGCAGGAACUAUUGGUUGUGGUGUAUGCAUUUGAAAAGUUUAGAGCUUACCUGCUCGGCGCUAAGGUGAUAGUUCAUACAGACCAUGCUGCUCUGAGAUACCUCAUAGCAAAGAAAGAUGCCAAGCCUAGGUUGAUCCGAUGGGUGCUACUUCUCCAAGAGUUUGGAUUUGAAGUGAAGGAUAUGAGAGGAUGUGAGAACCAGGUCAUUGAUCACCUGUCUAGGUUGGAGGCUGCAAACAAGGAAGAGAUUUGUGUUGAUAACAUCAUCAGGCGGUGCAUUCCUGAAGCUGAGAUGCUGCACAUUUUGGAGGCCUGUCACUCAUCUCCACUGCAAAGAGCCAUCUCUCGGCACCAUGAGUUACCCAUGACAUCCAUCUUAGAGGUAGAGUUGUUUGAUGUGUGGGACAUUGAUUUCAUGGGCCCAUUUGGUUUGGCACCUGAUAAUGGUUCUCACUUCUGCAAUAAGGUGUUCAGUGCUCUUCUGACCAAGUAUGGGGUGAAACAACACAAGGUUGCUACGCCUUACCACCCACAGACCAGUAGACAAGUAGAGGUUUCCAACAGGGAAUUAAAAGCAAUCCUAGCGAAGAUAUUAAAUGCCAAUAGGAUAGAUUGGGAACGGAAGCUAGAUGAUGCUCUAUGGGCAUAUCAGACUGCUUUCAAGACACCUAUUGGUAUGUCUCCAUAUCGAUUGGUGUUUGGAAAGGUAUGUCAUUUGCCGAUUGAGCUUGAGCUUAGAGCACUCUGGGCGUUGAAGAAGCUAAACCUCAGUUGCAGCGAAAAUGCAAACUUGAGGUUGGAUCAGAUAAAUGAGAUGGAUGAGUACUGUCUGAGAGCCUAUGAGAGACUUCGUCUGUUUCUAGGAAUGCUGAGAUCUAAAUGGUCUGGACCUUUUAAGGUCACACAGGUGUUUCAAUCUGGUGCUAUUGAGCUGGAAAAUGAUAAGGUCGAGAGGUUCAAAGCUAAUGGCCAGCGAAUCAAGGCAUAUCUGGGUGUUCCUGAGGAUGUGAAGAUUGUAGAGGAAUGUAAACUUGAUGAAUGCCAAGAUUUCGCGGCAAAUCACCAUGUCAAGUGGGAACCUCCUAGUAUGGGCAAGUUCAAACUCAAAACAGAUGGAGCCGUUAAACAUGCGCCUGGAGUGGAUGGUAUUGGAGGAGUCAUCAGAAACCAUAAAUGCGACUGGAUAGUUGGUUUUACUAGUAAGGAAGCUUUUGUAACUCCCAUCCUAGCAGAGUUGCGAGCCCUUAGGCGAGGACUGCUUAUGGAAUUUGAGUACAAAACACAACCACUGGAAAUUAACACUAACUGCAAAAGAAAUGAUUAA
Molecule: messenger RNA, 1734 nt
Organism: Solanum verrucosum
Lineage: Eukaryota; Viridiplantae; Streptophyta; Magnoliopsida; Solanales; Solanaceae
Exons: 8
Coding region: 1-1734 (577 amino acids)
Biological process (GO): DNA integration
Molecular function (GO): RNA-DNA hybrid ribonuclease activity; nucleic acid binding
Source: RefSeq, a predicted model, not a curated record